AUGCCGCUAAUAUCUCGACUGCAAUUAGGAUGGGCGGUUGGAAACAUAUCAGAUGUUUGUUGUGGUACAUCAGGUUUAAAAGAUAUUAAAAAUACUGUCUUAAGAGUGAAGUCUAUUGUAGAAUAUUUUAAAAGUAAUUCAUCAGCAUUAACAAAAUUAAAAGAAAUCCAACAGCAAAUGGGUCUUCCAGAAUUAAAGUUAAAACAAGACGUUGUCACACGGUGGAACUCGACACACGAUAUGUUAAAUCGAUUCCUUACAUUAAAAGAGGCCAUAAUUCCUACUGUGGCAAUACUCAGCACAGAUCUGGAAAUGUUAACACCGGAAGACUGGAAAAUCGUUGACCUCGCGAUUAAAAUAUUGGAGAUAUUUUACAACGUCACAGUAGAGAUGAGUUCAGAAACACAGGUUACUUUAAGUAAAGUAAUUGUGUUGACAAAAAUUAUGAUAAAACACGUGAAUAAGCAUAUUAAUGAGGACACUGGAUUACCUGCGCAAAUAAUAUUAUUAUUGGACACCCUGAAGCAGCAGUUGUCGGAUAGAUUCCAAAAUAUUGAAUCCAACCCUAUGUACGCGGAAGCAACAAUUUUGGAUCCGCGCUUCAAAGGUUUCGCGUUCAGAGAACAAGAAAAAUUUAAUGUAGCUGUAACGACCUUAAGACGACGUUUAGCAAAUACAGCUACUGAGACGGCCCGUGGUAUUACCACGGAGACAACAUUUGUAACUAUGGCUGAAACCGCAACUCAACCUGUGGCCGCAACAUCAGCAUCGCUUUGGGACAAUUUUGAUGCUGAACUGAGUCAGCAUCUCAGACCGCAAAAUCAAAUGGCAGCAGGAAUAAGAGAGCUAGAUAAAUAUCUAAAUGAUGAAAUGCUGCCUGGAAAUCACGAUCCCUUAAUUUGGUGGGAAAGCAGAAAAGGAAUUUAUUCUAUUCUGCACCAACAUGCAAAAAAAGAGAUUUUGCGCGAUAAAAAUAUACAAUUUAUCAAUGCAUAUCAACUUAACGAGUGUCUUUGGGAUCCGAAACACCCGCAGUAUAAAAAUAGAGAUGCUCGAGAAGCGGCAUACAAAAGAAUUAAGGAAGCCAUGCAAAUGGAAACUGUUAAAGAUGUUGUUAGCAAAAUACGAAUACUUCGUAAUACUUACAAUAAUGAACUUUUGAAGGCAAAAAAAACACCAAACAUCAAUCAAGAAGCUUCUGCUUCUGAAUCCAAUAGUGAAGAGUUCAUUGUACCAUGCACACCUACAAGAAACAAAAGGAAAAUAAAAGAUCCGCUUCUUAAAGCAGUUGAUGCGUUAGAAAAAUUUUCGUCGCAGAACUUUUCUAAUGUUAGAGCGAUGACGAAUUUGACCUUUUCGGACGUACUAUAG
Molecule: messenger RNA, 1371 nt
Organism: Parnassius apollo (apollo)
Lineage: Eukaryota; Metazoa; Arthropoda; Insecta; Lepidoptera; Papilionidae
Source: the annotation of a GenBank genome assembly